This is a messenger RNA of Mesorhabditis spiculigera, 501 nucleotides long. The record is from the annotation of a GenBank genome assembly. NCBI's taxonomy places the organism in Eukaryota, Metazoa, Nematoda, Chromadorea, Rhabditida, Rhabditidae.
AUGAGCUCAUCUCCAUCUACGGAGAGCGGUGAUGAGAUGGUGGAAAGCGGCCCAGAAGCCCUGGAUGAGGCCGAACCCGGGCCCAGCACGGAAAAUGUGGAGCUUUCAACCUACGUGGUCGACGAUCUGGAACAGAAGAUUCGCGAGAGCUUUAGGCCGCGAAAGUCGGAUGGCGGAGAAACGGUGCCCGACCCAAAGCUUCUCGUCGAACUGGAGCAAAAUGCGAAGGCAGUCGCAGCAAACUUCGAUGUGCUUUUACGUGAUUUACGGGGCCGCCUCCACGGGAUGUCGGAUGUGACUUUGGAAAGUGCACAAUGUUUUCGCGAUUCCAUAUCGAGCUCAUGUGAGGUAGCCGAUGCCAACAUUCGAGCCACAUAUGCGAUGAUCGCGAAAAGCGAAGAGGUCAGCGAAUCACUGCGUGGGGCCCAGAAACUCGCGACCCAAAUAAAAGAAAUGCGGCGGAUGGUGGAGACGUUCGAGAAGCUAUUCCAGGGAUCGCUA